CAUUGGUUACAUCAUUCUCGGCCCGAUAAGAUUGUUUUCUUGGAUUGGCUAAUAGCGUUCCUUCCCGCCUGGCUCUUCUUCGUCACAAGCUGACGAUUGGUUAAUCGCGUUGCCAAGCUCUAGACGCGGCUCGACCAUUGGAGGCCGCAGGCCCGCCCCCGUCGGCUAGGUGAAGGUGAGAGUCUCCUCCAGUCGCAGCGGCCAGACCUGACCGGCCAGCUCCGGGCGCGGGGUGAAACCAUUCGAUUCCUGCUCUCUCGAUAUGGCGCCUCCGUCAGUCUUUGCCGAGGUUCCGCAGGCCCAGCCUGUCCUGGUCUUCAAGCUCACUGCCGACUUCCGAGAGGAUCCGGACCCCCGCAAGGUCAACCUGGGAGUGGGAGCGUAUCGCACGGAUGACUGCCAUCCCUGGGUUUUGCCAGUAGUGAAGAAAGUGGAGCAGAAGAUUGCUAAUGACCAUAGCCUAAACCACGAGUAUCUGCCAAUCUUGGGCCUGGCCGAGUUCCGGAGCUGUGCUUCUCGUCUUGCCCUUGGGGAUGACAGCCCAGCUCUCAAGGAGAAGCGGGUAGGAGGUGUGCAGUCUUUGGGGGGAACGGGUGCACUUCGAAUUGGGGCUGAUUUCUUAGCGCGCUGGUACAAUGGAACAAACAAUAAGAACACACCCGUCUAUGUGUCCUCACCAACCUGGGAGAAUCACAAUGCUGUAUUUUCUGCUGCUGGUUUUAAAGACAUUCGGUCCUAUCGCUACUGGGAUGCAGAGAAGAGAGGACUGGACCUCCAGGGCUUCCUGAAUGAUCUGGAGAACGCUCCUGAAUUCUCCAUCGUUGUCCUUCACGCCUGUGCGCACAACCCAACUGGGACUGACCCAACUCCGGAGCAGUGGAAGCAGAUUGCUUCUGUCAUGAAGCACCGGUUUCUGUUCCCCUUCUUUGACUCAGCCUAUCAGGGCUUUGCAUCUGGAAACCUAGAGAGAGAUGCCUGGGCCAUUCGCUAUUUUGUGUCUGAAGGCUUCGAGUUCUUCUGUGCCCAGUCCUUCUCCAAGAACUUCGGGCUCUACAAUGAGAGAGUCGGGAAUCUGACUGUGGUUGGAAAAGAACCUGAGAGCAUCCUGCGAGUCCUUUCCCAGAUGGAGAAGAUUGUGCGGAUUACUUGGUCCAAUCCCCCCGCCCAGGGAGCACGAAUCGUGGCCGACACCCUCUCUAACCCUGAGCUCUUUGAGGAAUGGAAAGGUAAUGUGAAGACAAUGGCUGACCGGAUUCUGACCAUGAGAUCUGAACUCAGGGCACGACUAGAAGCCCUCAAAACCCCUGGGACCUGGAACCACAUCACUGAUCAAAUUGGAAUGUUCAGCUUCACCGGGUUGAACCGGGAAAGAAGGAAAGCUGUACUUGUCAUACAAUUGCUGAGCCUCCACUGCUUUAAGGAUCCCCUCUGCUCUGAUUGUGUCUCCUUUUGGUUUUCAACAGCCAAGCAGGUUGAGUAUCUGAUCAAUGAAAAGCACAUCUACCUGCUGCCAAGUGGUCGAAUCAACGUGAGUGGCUUAACCACCAAAAAUCUAGAUUAUGUGGCUACCUCCAUCCAUGAAGCCGUCACCAAAAUCCAGUGAAGAAACACCACCCGUCCAGUACCACCAAAGUAGUUCUCUGUCAUGCGUGUUCCCUGCCUGCACAAACCUACAUGUACAUAUCAUGGAUUAGAGACACUUGCAGGACUGAAAGGCUGCUCUGGUGAGGCGGCCUCUGUUUAAACCGUCCCCACGUGAAGAGAACAUCCCUUGAGACGAAUUUGGAGACUGGGAUUAGAGCCUUGGGAGGUCAAAGCAAAUUAAAAUUUUUAUUUAAGAAUAAAAGAGUACUUUGAUCAUGAGACAUAGGUAUCUUGUCCCCCUGGCUAAAAGGCAGGAGUGUUGCGUGUGGCAACCAUGUGCUUCUGUGUGGUGUUUGACUCUAUACAAAGUCUAGUCCCAAAGAUCAAGUUGUCUGAAGGAGCCAAAGUGUGAAUGUGGGUGUCGGCUGUGGCAUUAAACUCAUCAUCUCAACCCGGAGUGUCUGGUCUCCCUGCUCUUUCUGCAUGGUUGUGUCCCUAGUCCUAAGCUUUGGUUCUUUAGGGCGACUGUGUUAAGAAGGAUAUUUAAUCAUGACACACACAUAUUUAACUGAAACAGAAGUUUGACCAAACAGUAUUCACUCGUGAUGUGUGUAGUGCGUUCUAUUUUUGAGCCAUUCUACUGUGUUCUACUUCACCUAAAAAAGUAAAAUAAAAAUGUUGAUCAAGA
Rhinopithecus roxellana (golden snub-nosed monkey) is the source of this 2272-nucleotide messenger RNA. It is a transcript of the gene GOT1, whose product is annotated as glutamic-oxaloacetic transaminase 1. Bases 263 to 1603 code for a protein of 446 amino acids. The record is from RefSeq and is a predicted model, not a curated record. NCBI's taxonomy places the organism in Eukaryota, Metazoa, Chordata, Mammalia, Primates, Cercopithecidae. Gene Ontology annotation, biological process: L-aspartate biosynthetic process. Gene Ontology annotation, cellular component: cytosol. The transcript has 9 exons. Gene Ontology annotation, molecular function: pyridoxal phosphate binding; L-aspartate:2-oxoglutarate transaminase activity.